CUUCAAUUAUUUUGUUAUCUGCAACCGAUGAACUUACCACGAUAGGUCGAAAGGUUAUGUGAAAGCGUCACUUUUGCUGCUGACUUGUGAGAACUCACUGAAUGAUUAGCUUCUAGGUGUGAAAGUUGACAGUUAUCCGACAAAAUGAUAUUUUUAGAAAGUUAUGUUAUGAUUUAACUUGUAAGUAAGUAAACUGAUUACGUAGUGAGUCUCACACGAUAUAUAUAGGUUUACCCACCCUUAUUAUUCUAGAAACUCACUGUCAAACUAACGUGCUAGUUCAUUUUUGACUUUCGCAAGAUUGGAGCAUUCUGUACUGCGAAAUAUUAUCGGAAUUUUUAAGCUAUUGUGAAUUGAAAAUGUCUGUUAAUGAAGAAAUUGCGAAAGUAUCAGAAGCUGCAGAUGAAAUCAGUCAAGAUUCAUUAUACAGUGAAAUGUCGAAGUUGAGGUUAAAAGAUGCGGUCAUUUAUUACGAAAGCUUGCUUGCUGAAAAUAAUUUGAUUACAUCGGAAUCUUCAACUUCAAUUUCUCGUGAAGCAAUGUUGAUGGGUGAAGAAAUUUACGAACGUACUAUGGACAUGCUGGCUGAAAAAAUACUUGUGACUGAUGAUGAACUUGCUCAUGAAAAUGAAAACUGUGACGAGGAACCUUUUGAAAAUGUCGAAGACCAUAGCUCAUCAGAUGAAUAUGAACCAGAAGGAAAAAAAAAGAGAGAGGUAGACCAUCUUUCUUUUGAUUACAAAAUUAAAGUUGUUAAUAUCGCAAAGGCUCACCCCACGUGGAAUCUACAAACAUUGCAAAAAAAAGGAUGCAGUCGGUAUGCCUGGUAUGCUUCCAAACUUUCUGAUAAAAGAGAAAUUUUUAUGAAUAUAAACGAAGUAUGUUUUCCAACAGAUCUAUUAAAAAAAUGUUGUUCGUGUAAACAAUCAUCCUUUAUAAAUUGUGCAAGAUGUCAAAAUAGUUUUUGUUUUCAAUGUUUUUAUGAUAAUUAUCAUUCUGGUGCUUGUACGUAAAAUAAAAAAUUGACAAAUAAAGACAA
Molecule: messenger RNA, 1039 nt
Organism: Centruroides sculpturatus (bark scorpion)
Lineage: Eukaryota; Metazoa; Arthropoda; Arachnida; Scorpiones; Buthidae
Exons: 2
Coding region: 360-1013 (217 amino acids)
Source: RefSeq, a predicted model, not a curated record